AGAUUGGUAAAUCUCUACAAAGCACGUCAUCCAAAAAAUAUUUUGCAGGAAAAUUAAAUACUCAUUAUCUACAUAUCUAAAAACUUGAAAUGGACUUCAAUUUACUGAGCAGAUUUUUAUUCCUAGUUUCCUUAAAUGUGUGUCAAGCCAGAUUUAGAGAAGAACUGCCAACCAGGGCCCCACGUCUUUUAUCGACAUUGUCUCCAUUAAACAAAAUUCUGUGUCCUGUUCCCGAACCACUCAAGCUCUCUCAGCCAACUCAGAAAGCACUUAAUUCAAACAUACUAUCGGCACUUAAAGAACAGGAGAAACUUUUGUUAAGGAUUGAGGCCAACCUCAAAACGGAGAUUCGGGCAUUGCGAAAUGUCACAUUGGAGUCACCAGUCGCCAAUAUCACUGCAAUGGUUCCUGAUCAUCCUGCCCCCGUUAUCGUUGGGAUUGGAAAUGUGCUACCUGGCCACCUCGUCUCAAAUGCCGAGCUUAUACGACAAGGUUAUCCACAGUUGGAACAGUGCCUUAUCGAGCGUGGAACUACUUUUGCUUCGAAUUACCGCUGUUUGAUUGCCAGGGGUCGGUUGGAGUGGAUAAACAGCAAUUUAGUUAUCCGAGACGAAGAUGGUAGAGCGACUUGGUCCGUGCUCACAGAAGGGGAAGGAUUUCGCCUAACAUUUCAACACGAUGGAAAUCUUGUUCUGUACAAUCAAGAAAACAGGCCGUUUUGGGCCUCGUAUACCGAGGGAAUAACCGCUAGACUUGUAUUUCAGCCUGACCGGAAUUUGGUAGUGUAUGGGGCUUCUAAUAACCCAGUAUGGGCGUCUAUGUCGUAUGUAAAAAUGUAAGUUGUGAGUCCCACGACACGUAUGUACAUACAUGCACAUGUCGAUAAGGUAAGCUCCGAUGGAGCAGGAAUAAACAUUUUAAAACAAUAAAUCAACCAUUUUAUGUC
Folsomia candida is the source of this 946-nucleotide messenger RNA. RefSeq lists its product as uncharacterized. The record is from RefSeq and is a predicted model, not a curated record. Lineage: Eukaryota; Metazoa; Arthropoda; Collembola; Entomobryomorpha; Isotomidae. The coding region runs from base 90 to 839 and encodes 249 amino acids. The transcript is spliced from 3 exons.